Molecule: messenger RNA, 4456 nt
Organism: Purpureocillium takamizusanense
Lineage: Eukaryota; Fungi; Ascomycota; Sordariomycetes; Hypocreales; Ophiocordycipitaceae
Exons: 4
Coding region: 2310-4238 (642 amino acids)
Molecular function (GO): FAD binding
Source: RefSeq, a predicted model, not a curated record
CAGUACAGUACUUUGAUAGUAUUACUGUACGUAAGUUCGUCCCGCUCAGGAAAUAAGGUGCCCACGAAAGGAACUGCUACAGCUAACCUGCCUUCCGUCCCCAAUGAAUACGGCCACCGCGGUGAGGUGGAGUUGGAUGCGCGGGCACGCCGGGCCCUGUCCUGUCGACGGUGGCGUGGCGCAACUUGGCACCGGGACGCGUGCACUACUGGAAAGUGUGCGUGAGGUACAGUAAUACGGCUUGGAAGCCCAAAAGUCUCCAGGCAGAGGGCGCACCCCCGUGUCCCGGUCUCCGGUCCUCCCGCAACUCGCACCUGUCCCAGGCAAAUGAAUCCCGGGCGCGGGCAGGCCAUUCGUGAUUGGACCGCCGCCUCAACACCAAACUAGGUGGAGGUAGGUAGGUAGGUAGCCAUGGUACCUUGGCUAGGUAGGUAUGCUGUGCUGUCACCAGGCUUGAGAUGUUGACUCGACUCGAGGGGCGAGACUCGAGAGUCUGAUCUGGUCCUGCCGGUCUGGUCACGACGAUCAGCCUGUCACUCCACACGCGUCCCCCGCCCUGCGCCCAAUCAGCGCCACCGGCCUGCUUCCCCACAACUGACCUGCAACCCGGAACCUGGCGCGCCGCCGUCAUCAGCAUCAACUCCCGAUAUUCCUUCCCGGCGCCACUCGCUCUCCAGUGCCCCCCAGCUCGACCCACCAGCCUGCGCCGCGCCAGACGUGGAUGUGAAUUAAUUCAACAAGGGGGCUCCUGCGGCGACGGCGCGUUCCGCACUCACGGUGACUGCAGUGCAGCGCAGCGCAGCGCAGCUCCUCAUGCCAGAUGGGCUACACGACCAGCACCGCCUCUGGGCAAUCACCACAGAGAGGGCGUCUUCUUCUCUUACGCUACGAGGAGGGGGCAAGUUAGGAAAUGGCCGAUAUCGCCGUCCCUGACCCCCGGUCUGCCCGUCCGACCUCGAUUCCUCGAAAGAGUCUGGCCGUCUCCAUGCCAGCCUAUCACUAGUACUAACUUGCUACGUAGUGCUGGCGUUUUCUCCUGCUCAGGCCAGGCUUGUCAGGAACCGGGCCCCCUCGCCCAGACUCCAGACUUCAGACUCCAGCGGAUCCAUCGCUGCCCCAUACGGUAUUGGACUCGGCCAGAUGCGAGACCAGGGGUCGCUUCCGAUAGAACGACGUCGCCAAGGGGUCAAGGGUGACCUGCCAGCGGCGUGUCAAUGACGAUGCUGCAGAACCUGUCCCGAACAGGCCAAGGUCGCGGUCUGCCCUGCGUUCUGCACUGCUGACCGCGUCCGCCGUCAGCAGCCUCUGCAGCCUGUGCAGCCAUCGUCGUCUCCCCGACCGACCUUUCUCGUCCCCCGGCGCCCAACCAGCACGCUGCCCCCCCCCGGCCCGCCUGGCACGCGGCUCGCCGCCCCGCGCCGACGGCCAACAUACCGCAUGGCCGUCAUCCUCAUCUCGAUCAUGUACCUGGCCGCCGCUCCAGCACCGUAAUGUUACUUCAAUAUACCGUAGGUACUUCGUAUCCGCACUCCGUACACACACGCCUCCUUUGGCUCUGGCCAGCCGGACCCGAGCCCAUGAUCCGGCCGGCUGUCUAGCCUAACAAUCGUGCCGCAACUAACCAUCCCACCCCCCGGUUUGACGAUGCCGUGCUGCAGGCCCGCGCUUUGCUUUCACGGCCAGGGGUAUUACAGCACCAAGUUACCAACCGACGGGAUGAUGACUGCACGCGGGCUUGGGCUUUGUCCCCCUUGUGUUGCCUGUCGACACACGCCCUGCCGCCAAGGAGAGCCGUUGCAGGUGUCGAUGACACGAUGCGUCCUGGUCGCGGACCUGCGAGGUGCAAUCUGCCGUCGUUGCGUCUUCAAGGCUCUUUUCGUGAGCCCUACUUCCCGGACUCUGUGCCGUACACUUAGCAGCACCCUCCAUCCCUCUCUCCACCAGUCGUGAGGCUCCAGCCGCUUACAAGGAUGUCUGCGUGCGGGGGGUGCCGGACCUUUAGCCAGAGUGGAGGCUGUUCUUGCUGGCCCCGACAUGCCACUCGGAUUGCAAGCGGGUAAUUCAAGGCUGCCUCUUGUCUCGCAUACUUCCCUCGCCGCCGCCCAUUUCUCCGUCAUUCUUAUAAGUGGCCACGAUCCCCCGUCGUAGCCUCACAAUGCCUUGCUUCCCACCGACUAGUAUAUUGCUGUGCCGUCUUGGAAUUCCUUCCACAAACCUCUCUCUAGUUUCUUCCCUCCGCCACUACAUAGAUCUGACGUUUCUCCAUAAUACACGAGCCUUGUGGCGCGGCCAACCCGAGAACCUACGGUAUGAGAGCUGACAGAGUAGGCCAGCCGGGGCUGGAGCUGUAUGAUGUUGUUAUCGUCGGUGCCGGCCCUGUUGGCCUCAUGUUGUCCACAUGCUUGGCGCGUUGGGGCUACCGGAUAAAGCACAUCGACAACAGGCCUGAGCCUACGCGCACUGGCAGGGCUGAUGGGAUCCAACCCCGGUCCCUCGACCUCAUACGCAACAUGGGGCUCAAAACCGACAUCAUGGCCCACAAGCCGGCCAGAGUCUACGAGGUAGCAUUUUGGGAUCCGGCACAUUCCGGAGAUGGCAUCGCUAGGACGGGCACUUGGGCGAGCUGCCCGAGCUUUAUUGACGCGCGCUAUCCUUUCACCACAUUGCUACACCAGGGUCAUAUUGAACGGGUUUUUAUUCGAGACCUAGAGAAGAAUGGCGUGCAAAUCCAACGUCCGUGGACCAUCACGGGCUUUUCCUCAGACGAGUUGCGAGACCCCGAGUACCCCGUGGAGGUGACUCUGGCGCACGUCGAUGGCGAUGCUUCUGAGACAGUCAGAGCCAAGUACCUCUUUGGUGGCGAAGGCGCGAGGUCUUUCAUCAGACAGCAACUCAAUAUUGCUGUUCGUCAUCUCGAUCCGAUAGAGCAUGUCUGGGGCGUGAUGGACGGUGUCGUCGAGACCGACUUCCCCGACAUCAAGAUGAAGUGUACCAUUCACAGCGAGCACGGAUCCAUCAUGGUAAUCCCUCGAGAGGACAACAUGGUGCGCCUGUACAUCCAGAUUUCUUCGUCGACCGACUCAGACUGGAGCCCCCGAAAGACAGCGACAGAGGCCGAGGUGCAAGAGUCGGCGAAACGAAUCUUGCAACCGUAUUCGAUCGAGUGGCAACGCGUGGAGUGGUACUCAGUCUACCCCAUCGGCCAGGGUAUCUCGGACAACUACACUCUUGACCAGCGCGUCUUCAUCGGCGGCGACGCUUGCCACACUCACAGCCCCAAAGCAGGACAAGGGAUGAACACGGCGUUCCUCGAUGCCCUCAACCUGGCGUGGAAGAUUCACGCAGUCGAGGGUGGCUUUGCCGACCGGGAUAUCUUGAAAACAUACGAGUCGGAGCGCAAAAGCGUGGCGGAGAGCCUCCUGGACUUCGACAAUCGCUACGCAAAGCUAUUCUCGCAAAGGCAGCCAGCAGCAUGCGAGGUUCGCGCAGCGUCAGCAGCGAACGAAUACGUCAAUGCAGCCGAUGACAAUGAGUUUAUCAGGGCGUUCAAAGAGGCAUGUAGGUUCACCAGUGGCUACGGCGUGGCGUACGGGCCAAAUGCAUUGAACUGGUCUCCCGACCACCCUGCGGCCUCGUCUGUAAUAGGACCAGACGGGACAAAGCUCAUGCCUGGGACCAUCUUCAUCAACUCGGACGUGACGAGGGUCGUGGACGCCAAUGUUGUGCAUCUGGAGCAAGAAGUCCCGCUCAACGGCUCGUUCCGCAUCUUCGUCUUCGCUGGCAAUCCGGAUAUCACGCAGGACGCACUUCAGGACUUUGCAAGUGGCUUGAAUGGGCAGCGGUCCUUCUACAGCGCCUACACGCGCCCGGAUAUCCGCAAGGUCCCGCACCACGAAAAGCACAACCCCCACAGCCUAUUCUACACGCUGUGUACUGUCUUGGCACGCAAGAGGGCAGAUAUCGAAAUCUCCCGUGACGUCCCGGGUGUUCUUGCGGGGUAUCGCGAGCACAUAUACGCCGACGAUAUCUGGGAUAGGCGUGUGCCCAACGCCCGAGCAGCCGCGCACGCGAAAAUGGGCUUGGACGAGGAUACAGGCGGUGUGGUUGUGGUGCGGCCAGACGGCUACGUGGGCGCCGUCGUUAAGCUUGUUGAGGGGAGCAGCACAGUUGACGCCUUGAAUGCGUACUUUUCGGCGUUUUGCACCAAGCGACUUGGCGAAGCGGUCGCACAACUAUGAGAGCAGAUUGUCAGUACCAUGAGGCCGCAGGCUUUCGACGACGGGGUUUGGGAUACGAAUGACUUGAUGAAUACCAUUGUAUAUCGACCAAAGGGUUUCGGUUGAAAUCAUGUAUUUCGACACCACCUCUAAUAGUUUGUCAAAUGGAGAUCAUGGAUUAUUGCAUGGCAUGCAACGGGACCAUAGCAGGAGAGCGUACCGCGAAACCUAGGCUGGGG